Molecule: messenger RNA, 895 nt
Organism: Halteromyces radiatus
Lineage: Eukaryota; Fungi; Mucoromycota; Mucoromycetes; Mucorales; Cunninghamellaceae
Product: ras family-domain-containing protein
Exons: 7
Coding region: 69-707 (212 amino acids)
Cellular component (GO): Golgi apparatus
Molecular function (GO): GTPase activity; GTP binding
Source: RefSeq, a predicted model, not a curated record
UUUUUUUUCCUUUUCCUUUUCUUUUUCUUUUCUUUUCUUUUAUAUAUAUUUAGUUGUUUUUUUUUUUAAUGUCGAAUUACGCUUAUAGUUAUAUCAUCAAGUAUAUCAUUAUCGGAGACACUGGUGUUGGAAAGUCUUGUCUUCUCUUACAGUUUACGGAUAAACGGUUCAUGCCAGCUCACGAUUUGACCAUUGGUGUUGGUUUUGGUACCCGGUUUGUCAUUGUUAAUGACCAACAAAUCAAAUUACAAAUUUGGGAUACUGCUGGUCAAGAAUCAUUUCGAACUAUUACUCGUAGUUAUUAUCGAGGUGCUGCUGGAGCCCUAUUAGUUUAUGAUAUUACUAGACGUGAAACUUUUGAAAACUUGUCAACAUGGUUACAAGAUGUACGUGAACAUGCCAACCCAAAUACAGUCAUCAUGGUUAUCGGUAACAAGAGUGAUUUGGAAAGUAAACGUCAAGUAUCAAGGGAAGAAGGAGAAAAAUUCGCAAAGGAUAACAAUCUAUUCUUUUUGGAAGCAUCUGCUAAAUCAGCUGAUAAUGUGGAAGAAGCUUUUGUCAAAACAGCACAUACUAUUCAAAAGAAGAUUCAAAGUGGGGAUAUCGAUCUAUCAAGCGAAUCGAAUGGUAUUAAAUUAGCUCCCUCUCAAGGCAAUUCGUCACUUCCUUCUGGUAAUGCUUCUUCUGGUGGUGGUGGAUGCUGUUGAUUACAUAUUAUAUACUUUAGUUAUUAGUUUUGAUCCAUUUUUAUCAUUAUCAUUAUUAUUAUUUUUUUUUACUCUUCUUAUUAUUAUUAGUAUCAUUAUUAUUAGCAGUAGAUUCUACUUGAUUAGUUACCCCCCCCCCAUCUUUUAUAUAACAAAUAUAUAUAAAAAUAUAUGCAUUUAUACAAUUA